UCAGAAUUCCCCAUAGGUGUUCAAUUUGGUUCAGAUCAGGAGACAUACUUGGCCACUGAAUUACUUUCACUCUAUUCUUCUUCAGAAAUGCAACAGUGGCCUUGUGUGUGUUUUGGAUCAUUGUCAUGUUGGAAAAGUGCACGACGACCAAGGGACACAAAGUAAUGGUAGCAUCUUCUCUUUCAAUAUUCACUCAUGCAGCCCCACCUGAAGGACAUUGCCACAGCCACGUUUAACUGUAGGGACCAUGCAUUUUUCUUUGUACUCCUCACCUUUGCGAUGCCAUACAGUUUUGAAGCAGCCAUCAGUUCCAAAAACAUUUAUCUUGGUUUUAUCACUUCAGAGUACAGAGUCCCAGUAGUCGUCUUCUUUUUUCAGCAUGGGCCCUGGCAAAUUCUAGGAUGGCUUUUUUGUGCAUGGGUUUUAGGAGAGGUUUCCUUCCUGGACAACACCCAUGCAUGCCAUUCCUCUGCAAAGUACGCCGUAUUGUGUCACAGGAAACAGUCACCCCAGUUUGGCUAUCUACUUCUUUAGCUAACUGCAGUGAACUUGCAUGGCGAAUUUCUUCAACCCUUCUCAUCA
Staurois parvus is the source of this 582-nucleotide messenger RNA. The record is from the annotation of a GenBank genome assembly. Lineage: Eukaryota; Metazoa; Chordata; Amphibia; Anura; Ranidae.